AUAUCCCUCCACCAGUUCAGUAUGUACUCUAGUUAGUAAAUCCAACUCUAUCUUAACCUCCCCUCCAUGCACUAUGCAUCCGAGCUUAAACCGGCAUCUCACGACACGACACGAUAUCACAUGACUUCGCCAUGAAGAAGAAAAAAAGCAGGCCUCCAUCCAUCUUUCUUCUGUUGCAUGUGCCAUGUACAUAACUCCCGAGUCUGCCUGGAGCCAACAACCGUUGACUAUCGGAGCUGAGCCGUUCCUGUUCCUGCAUGAGCAGAAAAAAACAACCAGUCCUUCCUCCGGCCUUCCCUGCAGUCUACUCUACUCUAACUAGUCCACGCACCCCGAACCCCCACUCCCCCCCCGCCACAUGGCUGCUCCCGCUCGUGCCCUCUAUCGCACCACGCUUGCCGCGUCCUCCAUCAUCUCGCCGCGGCACGCGCCAUCACUCGUACGGCUCUGCACUCUCGCCCGAGGAAUCAGCGACAUCGCUACCUCGGCGGUACCUCCACAUCUCGCGGCACCCACUCCUCCCCCCCCUCCCGCCCAUGCCUCCCCCGCGCCCAAGCCCAACAACGGCGGCUUCGUCGCGCGCACAUCCUUCACCACGGCGGGCUCCAUCACGCCGUCGUUCUUCCUUGGCCACCACAAGGCGGGCCUAGACCGGAUGAAGGAGUCGGUGGGCAGCGUAUCGCUCGUGAUCGAGUGCCGCGACUACCGGGUGCCGCUGGCCUCAAGGAACCCGCUGUUUGAGUCCACACUGCUCGGGAAGGAGCGCGUAGUCGUCUAUACAAAGCGCGAUCUCGGGAUGCUGGUGCUGGAUGAUAAGACGCGCGAUAUCAUGACGCGCUGGCACCACCCGCACACAGUCUUCUUCUCGGACACGACGUCACGGGGUGACAUACAAACGAUCGUAUCGUACUGCCAGGGGGUAGCGCGAGAGAACGACAGUCUUACCGGGCUGCGGAUCCUAAUCGUCGGCAUGCCGAACGUUGGCAAGUCGACGUUGCUGAACGCGCUGCGGCGGGCGGGGACGGGGAACGCCACCAAGGCGGCAAAGACAGGCGGCCAGCCGGGGAUCACUAGAAAGCUGUCGAAUACCGUCAAGAUCUCUGGCGAGGAGGAUGGGCUGAUUUACGUCAUCGACACCCCCGGGGUUUUUGUCCCGUACAUGCCGAAUCCACAGACGAUGCUGAAGCUGGCCCUGGUGGGCAGUGUGAAGGACUCCCUCGUCCCCCUGAUCACCCUCGCGGAUUACCUCCUGUUCCAGAUCAACCGUGCGGAUCCGAAAUUGUACAAGCAGUGGUGUGCGCCGACGAACGACGUGCUGGUGUGGCUGCGGGCGGUGGCGAAGAAGACGGGGAAGCUGCUGAAGGGUGGGGAGGCGGAUGUGGAGGCGGCUGCGAUAUGGAUGCUGGGGCGGUAUAGGAAGGGGCUGCUUGGGAGGUUUAUACUCGACGAUGUUAAGGAGGGGGCACUUGAAGAGUGGAUACAGGGCGAGGGCAAGGUCGAAGAGAGUGAGACCGCCGCGAGGAGGAGGAUACGGAAAGAAAAGUCUGAGGCUAGGAGGAAAAAGGGGGCAGGCGCCCUGGGUGGUGCUGUGGAGUAACACUAUAUUUCGACAUGCAAUACAAACUAGCUCUCAGAAGCUGGCGAUGCACAAAU
Molecule: messenger RNA, 1653 nt
Organism: Tricharina praecox
Lineage: Eukaryota; Fungi; Ascomycota; Pezizomycetes; Pezizales; Pyronemataceae
Product: P-loop containing nucleoside triphosphate hydrolase protein
Exons: 2
Coding region: 359-1597 (412 amino acids)
Cellular component (GO): mitochondrion
Molecular function (GO): GTPase activity; GTP binding
Source: RefSeq, a predicted model, not a curated record